This is a messenger RNA of Tauraco erythrolophus (red-crested turaco), 1960 nucleotides long. RefSeq names its product Rho GTPase activating protein 40 (gene ARHGAP40). The record is from RefSeq and is a predicted model, not a curated record. Gene Ontology annotation, biological process: regulation of actin filament polymerization; signal transduction; regulation of small GTPase mediated signal transduction. NCBI's taxonomy places the organism in Eukaryota, Metazoa, Chordata, Aves, Musophagiformes, Musophagidae. Gene Ontology annotation, cellular component: cytoplasm. Gene Ontology annotation, molecular function: GTPase activator activity.
AUGAGCCAGCUUCCUCCGAAGAGUCCUUUGGCAUCCCCGGUGUCAGAGGGCAGGAAUUCCAGGGUAGAGUCUUCGGACAACUUGUCAAUGGACAGUUUUUGGCUGGAAGUAGAGAACAUUAAACAGAGCGCUGAAGCCGAGCAAGAGGAAUGCAGCCUUGCAGAUGUCAAAACACAAGAGGAGGGAGAAGCUGAAGCCGAGUGGCUCCAGGACGCAGGUCUGUCCGACCUCCUCGGGGACCGUGCCUCGGACAACGACAACAUCGUGCUGCUCUCCACCCUGACCAAGACCCAGGCUGCCGCCGUGCAGCGGCGCUUGGAUACCUACUCCCGGUCUCGGAGGAGGAAGAACAAGCAUCCUGUGCGUGAUGUCCGAGACAUUUUUGGAGUGGUCAACUCCGAGGAGACAGCAGCAGAGAAAGAAGAGUCCAGCCCAGAUCAGUUGUGGCACAAUCUACGGACUUCAAAUGUACAGAAAUCAGAAACCCAGGAUUACUCCUGCACAGUUCGAAACCCUGGAAAAGAGGAGAUGUUCAACAUGGAUGUUGCCUACUCAGAGCAAGCGGCUGUCCUGCUCAAGGGAUCAUUCCUGUCUGAAUCUAGAAGAUUGAAGGAUGGAAAUGCCCUAACUAAAUUUAAGAUCCCCAAGGGCAGGCUAGGAGUGACCAGGAUUGGAGAUCUAUCCGCUCAGGACAUGAAGAAGAUCCCCACGCUGGCCCUUAUUGAACUAACAGCUCUCUGUGAUGUUCUGGGCUUUGAGCUGAAGAGAAACAAGGCAGCAAAACUGAAAACAACAGAGAAAAGACUCUUUGGAGUUCCACUCAACACUCUGUUGGAAAAUGACCAAAAACUGCUCCCCAACACCAAGGUCCCUCUGUUACUCCAGGCACUGCUGUCCUGUUUGGAAAAGAGAGGACUUGAAACAGAGGGCAUUUUGAGAGUUUCUGGGUCCCAGACCAGAAUCAAGAGUCUGGAACAGAAGCUAGAAAAAGACUUCUAUACUGGCCUUUUCCGCUGGGAUGAAGUCCACCAGAAUGACGUAUCUGGGCUACUGAAAAGAUUCAUACGAGAGCUGCCGGCCCCACUGCUGACAGCAGAGUACCUCCCUGCUUUUGCUGCUGUACAAAAUAUUCCAGACCUGAAGCAGAGAUUGCAAGCUCUAAACCUCCUGAUCCUGAUUCUGCCAGAGCCGAACAGAAACACUCUAAAGGCUCUGCUUGAAUUUCUCAGCAAAGUAAUUUCCAGGGAGAACAAAAACAAAAUGAACCUCUGGAACGUCUCCACAGUCAUGGCCCCAAACCUCUUCAUGCACAAGGGGCUGCCAAACAAGAUCCCUGAAGGGAAGGAGAAACAGCUGGCAGAGGGGGCGGCUGACGUGGUGCGGAUGAUGAUCCAUUACCAGGAGUUGCUCUGGACAGUCUCCUCUUUUCUGGUAGCUCAAGUGAGAAAAUUGAACGAGAGCAAUAGCAGAAGGUACCAGUUUUGUGACAAGCGAAUUAAAAACUUGUUGCGAAAGAUUCAUGCUGAUAAAGACAAAGUGGAAAAGAACCAGGCAGAGCCUUCCAAGAUUGUGAAAGUCCACGCUUCGCUUCUCCUGAAGGAUUCACUAGAGGUGCAUCUGAACAAUGCAACCCGAGUUGCUGAUGUCUUGAGGCAGUUUCAAAAGAACCUGUGCCAGAACGGCUGGAAUAUUGUUAACACUGUCAGCCUCCUCAAGUGUAACAACUCAAUGGAGUGCACAAACUUGCUCCUGUAUGAAGUGGGAGGCAAUAUUGGUGAACAUUGCCUGGACCCAGACGCUUACCUCUUAGACUUGUACCACAUCAAUCCCCAUGCUGAGUGGAUAAUUAAGCAAAACCCAUCUUAUCCUCGGAUGUUCUAAGGAAAGCGUGAGCAAAACAAAGUAUUUGAUGGAAGCUUUUGGAAGGCAUGGAAAAGCUAUAGAGAUGUUCCUGAUAUAG